Molecule: messenger RNA, 1016 nt
Organism: Zeugodacus cucurbitae (melon fly)
Lineage: Eukaryota; Metazoa; Arthropoda; Insecta; Diptera; Tephritidae
Gene: shrb
Product: charged multivesicular body protein 4b
Exons: 5
Coding region: 126-809 (227 amino acids)
Biological process (GO): late endosome to vacuole transport via multivesicular body sorting pathway; vesicle budding from membrane
Cellular component (GO): multivesicular body; ESCRT III complex; cytoplasmic side of plasma membrane
Source: RefSeq, a predicted model, not a curated record
AUGUCAAAACGAAAAUUAUUUUUUAUAUAGAAGGAAAGCAGAAAAGUUACGAUUAUAGUAAAAAUAACUCCAGAUAUUGAUAUUGUAUUAUUUUUAAGUGUAUAUAAAAUAUAAAAUUGGGAAAAAUGAGUUUCUUCGGUAAAAUGUUUGGUGGCAAGAAAGAAGUGGCGCCCACCACGGGCGAAGCCAUACAGAAACUUCGUGAGACGGAGAACAUGCUUAUUAAGAAACAGGAGUUUCUAGAGUCUAAGAUAGAAGAAGAACUAAACAUUGCCAGGAAGAAUGCAUCGAAAAACAAAAGAGUCGCAUUGCAAGCGCUUAAGAAAAAGAAGCGCCUCGAAAAGCAGUUACAACAAAUUGAUGGCACGCUUUCGACGAUUGAAAUGCAACGCGAAGCCUUGGAAAGUGCUAAUACAAAUACAGCCGUUUUGACAACAAUGAAAAAUGCGGCUGAUGCACUCAAAGCCGCUCACAAAAACAUGGAUGUGGAUAACGUUCAUGAUAUGAUGGAUGAUAUUGCUGAGCAACAAGAUGUUGCCCGUGAAAUCUCUGAUGCUAUAUCAAAUCCAGUUGCCUUUGGUGCUGACCUUGAUGAUGAAGAUCUGGAACGUGAAUUGGAUGAAUUAGAACAAGAGGAGUUCGAUAAGAAAGUUAUUGGUAUACCAGAGCCAAAUGUUACAUUACCCGAAGUUCCAGCCGACGAAAUGCCGGAGAAAAUUCCCGAGAAAAAGAAAGCUACUGCACCUGCUACAACAGCACAGGAAGAUGAUGAUCCGGACAUGAAACAUUUGCUUGAAUGGGCUAAUUGAUGGGUUUAUAAAUCGCUUAAACCAUUAUGUGACAAUUGUGUAUGGAUUAGCAACUUGAAUUUAAAUAACAAAUGCACUGUGGUUGAUUAUUUUAUCGUACGAAACAAAAUGGAAAAGUAAAAUAAUGUAAACAUAUAUACUUUACCAAAUAAUAUUUCCAAUCGCUUUCUAAUGGGCAAAAAUAUUAAUUUUUAAUUUUGAAACACA